Molecule: messenger RNA, 4956 nt
Organism: Liolophura sinensis
Lineage: Eukaryota; Metazoa; Mollusca; Polyplacophora; Chitonida; Chitonidae
Product: oxysterol-binding protein-related protein 8-like
Exons: 20
Coding region: 1859-4624 (921 amino acids)
Cellular component (GO): cortical endoplasmic reticulum; cytosol; membrane
Molecular function (GO): cholesterol binding
Source: RefSeq, a predicted model, not a curated record
AGUUUAUUUUACCCAAGAAUCGUGAACCGAUAGUGGAGCUUGGUUACAUUAAUUUACCCUAAUUUUUCAACCUUUUCAACUACCUGUGCAACAAAUAUUAAAAAUAAUUAAAAAAUAUUAAAACAUUCUCAGAGAAAUAUGGGGUGUAGAGAAGUUAUUGGCACAGUUUUAAGAAGCUUGUAACUUCAGUGACAAAAAUGUCAUUUUUGUAAUAAUUGCGUGCACAACUGCCACUGGAAAAAGUACUUUAGCGGUCGAACAGGUUGAAUAUGUACAGUAUAGGAUUUUUGUAAACACCAAAAUUAUGUCGUACACAGUCACCACUAUGAUGUACACUAAAAUGAUAGCAAAAUGUCCUCACAGAUGUGCACAUAUGUACGUGUGCAAGAGGGAGAAAAAAAAGGUUCUAGCAAUAAUGAGAAAUGCUUAUACUCCACAGAUAUGUAGUGAUACAUGUAUGGUGUGUAUAAUAUACAGAUCAUGUGUUUGCAGUUGGUACACUCCAGUGGCCCCAAGGGCUUCUGUAUAUCCCAAGGAUGAUGCACAUCUAUUAUUUAUAUCUCUGGCUGAGGUACAUGCACGUAUAGGUGUAAUUGUGAGCUAAUGAAUUUUAUUCAGGGGCUGCCAGUUGGGCAGUGAGUGUGUUCGGGCAUACAAGGUCACUGUGUACACUGGACGCCACCAGGAGAUGAGAUGGCAUGAGAUUGGGCAGCACCCCAGGCAGGCAGAGACGCUGACAUCCGAUAAAUCAGGUAGAGCUAAAGGUCAGGAGUCAUCAAGCGGGCUUCUGAGAGACGUUCAAGUUAUCAGCUCUGAUCGUGGAGCCAGGUGAGGCUUGUACGGUGUACCUGUCAUUGGACUCGUAGGAUGUCACAAUCCGCCGCCCGCACCACUGACAUUAACGGGACUAUAUGCGUGGAUCAAUUCAACAUCAGCUAACUGGCAGUGUGGAUGCCAAACAAAUGAGGGCUUACGUAAGGUCUAAUUAAGAACUAGCCCCUGUCAUUUACACACAUGCCAUUCAUGCACUCUUUUGAUACUCAACUGAGUUGUCCAACUGUGGGCCCAAGCUGCCAGAGAAAUACAACGGAGUGGAGCAGCCAGAGACAUGGAUAUUAGAUUGACAGUUUACAUAGUGAGAACAAUUAGAGUUAGUGCUGUGUUUGUGUUCUACCUGAACUAAGAGCUUCCAAAAGCCAGAGCUUGUACACAUCAGGACAAGUGAGGGGCAGUGAACAGACCAUCAGGGCCACUGUCAAGACGAAACAGUUUUACCAAUAUCUUGUCAGAGACAGAGAGAGGGAGAGAGCUGUAAGGGUGAACCUUCCAAUACAGGAUUGCUCCGAAUCCGGCAGGGAAACAGGAACGGCUGGGGAUUAGUGAUAGCUGCAUGAGGAACAGACAGCUUUAAUGCCCCCCUCCCCCCACGACACAGAUUAUGCUCAUUUCCUCAUAGCAAAGUGGACCACAACAGAUUCUCUUCCACUCUAGUAACUGUUGGUUUGCAUUACCUAGUGGAGGAUAAAGAGUCGCUGUGGUCAACGUGAAGGAAAACAUCACCAAAGCAGCCUAUAAUGCCAUUGCCCACAUUCUGAAGAGUCAGUCAGCUGGAGGUCUACCUUAUGAUAUAAAGCCUUGAUUCCCAGCUUGGCUAUCACUGUGUAAAAGGAACAGGAUUUCAUUGUAGCUUAACAAGGCUUGAUGUCUGUUGACAGUUUGAUACUUCCUUGGAUAUACUGUUAAACUGAGGGUGUGUGUGCCACUCAGUUACUCAUGGAACACCUCACCUUUAUGUGCAAUAAUUACCACAUCACAUCAGCAUUUAGUAAUUGACAAAAGUGACUGGUUUUGUGUACUAAUGCAGUCGUCCAGAAUGCCUGGUAUCUACACUGCCAGCGGAGUGCCAUCUCCUACCUCCCCCAAUCCUUCCGGUCCUGAUGCCAAGGAAAUGGGCUAUCGCCAUGUCCCCUCCCCGGUGAGACUUGCCUUCAGCAGGAUGUCCCUCCUUAAGCACCCCCCAGGCCAGGGAAACCUGAAGCGCUCACAGUCCUACUGUGAAAACCGAGCUCUCUCACAGAGAAUGCUUUUUAAGAGACGUACCUUUUCAGCAGGUCCCAUGGAAGAGGAGGGCAGCGAUGUAUCAGUUCUCUCCAACUCACAAACAUUUGAGGGACACAGAAGCAAAUCAGACGGAAAGCUGUCGUCACCCAUGCCAGAAAAAAGUCCCAUCGUCAAAUUAUCUAAACGAGAAUCGUUGAAGGUUCAGAAGAAGAACUAUCGUAGCCAAAAGAAACAGGCGGCUAAGGAGCUGUUAAGUACGUUAAAGGACCCGUCUGUAAUCGUGAUGGCUGAUUGGCUGAAGGUUAGAGGCACACUGAAGAGCUGGACUAAACUUUGGUGUGUCCUUAAACCAGGUUUACUUAUACUGUACAAAAGUCAGAAACAAAAGAGUAGCCAUUGGGUGGGUACCAUUCUGCUGAACACGUGUGAACUUAUCGAGAGGCCUUCCAAAAAAGAUGGGUUCUGUUUUAAACUGUUUCACCCCUUGGACCAGUCCAUUUGGGCCACAAAGGGACCCAAAGGAGAAACAAUAGGGGCAAUAACACAACCCUUGCCAUAUUCAUAUUUAAUAUUUCGGGCACCAUCUGAAUCUGCAGGCAAAUGUUGGAUGGAUGCCCUGGAGCUGGCUUUACGCUGCACCAGUUUGCUGAUGAGGUCGAUGACAAAGGAGAAGGACAACUCUCAUACCACGUCGGACGAGUCACUUCUCUCCCCUACCUUCCACACGUCGCAGAGAGAGCAAAUGAAUGAGAGUGAUUGCGAGAGACAUUUUGAGGAUGAUGAUUUAGAAGAUGAUGGAAAAACUGAUAAAGAUGAUAUAAAAACUGAAAGUGAAACCAGUCAGUCUGAGGAAGAGGAUGAUGACACAGUGUUUGUACAAGACGCUCCUCCUCUGGAGACACCGUACACAGAAAAUAAAGUGGAAGAGCUAGGGCAGCAAGGAGACGAGUGCCAAACAGAAGAAGUUAAUGAAGAAAAUAAAAGUCUUAUUUGGACUUUGGUCAAACAGGUUCGGCCCGGCAUGGACCUAUCGAAAGUGGUGCUACCUACAUUUAUACUGGAGCCUCGGUCGUUCCUGGACAAACUCUCUGACUACUAUUACCACUCAGAUCUCCUGUCAGAAGCAGUUCUUCAGGAGGACCCUUACACCAGGAUGAAAUGUGUUUGCAGAUGGUACCUGUCAGGCUUCUACAAAAAACCAAAGGGUCUGAAAAAGCCUUAUAACCCAAUCAUAGGUGAAACUUUCAGAUGUUAUUGGAAACAUCCUAAAACCAAGAGCCGCACUUUUUAUAUCGCUGAACAGAUCUCACAUCAUCCGCCUGUCUCUGCCUUCUAUGUGACAAACAGACAAGAUGGGUUUAAUAUCAGUGGAAGCAUAUUGGCCAAGUCCAAAUUUUAUGGCAAUUCAUUAUCAGCCAUUUUGGAUGGCACAGCAAAGUUAACAUUUUUAAAGAGAGGAGAGGACUAUUUUAUCACUAUGCCAUAUGCUCAUUGUAAAGGUAUUUUAAUUGGGACGCUAACGAUGGAGUUUGGGGGUAAAGUUUACAUCGACUGUCCCAAGACUGGUUAUAGGUGUGAGCUGGAGUUCAAAUUGAAGCCCUUCUUGGGGAGUGGUGGGGCAUCUAACAGAGUGGCAGGCAAGAUCAAGCUGGCCUCUGACACUCUGGCCACAAUAGAGGGACACUGGGACAUGGACAUUUACAUCAAAGAUAAGAACACAGGGACUGUGGAGCAGUUUUGGAACCCUACCCCUGAUAUCAAGGCUCAGCGACUGAAGAGGUAUACUGUGCCUCUGGAGGUGCAGGGGGAUAUGGAGUCAGAGAGGUUGUGGAAGCAAGUGUCUGAUGCUGUGAUAACCAGUAACAUGCACUCAGCCACUCAGGAGAAGUUCAUACUGGAGGAGAGACAGAGACAAGAGGCUAAGGAAAGGAAGGCACAGAUGCUGGAAUGGGUCCCUAAGCUGUUUGAGAGGGACCUGCUCACUGGGGACUGGAUUUACAGAUACGUGGACAUGCGACCAUGGGAUCCUAUCAAUGACGUGAUUCAGUAUGAAAAGGACUUCAUCAUCCAGACUCAGACGCAUCACCGCACACCAGUUGUCCGAACACGCAGCAUCACCAGUCUUGAGCAGAAGAAAGAAAGCCGUGUCUACCCCAAAUCUGCAGACCGCAUCAGACCAUCGCACAUACAGAAAAUACAGCGGGCGCCGUCAAAACAUUUGCCUAACAUCGGGGAUGAGAGCGAAAGCUCCGCAGCUGAAGCCGAACCUCGUCAUGACAGUGAUUCUUCUGGAUCAGCAGUCUUAAUGGCACUGACCAGCAAGCCAAAUGAGGAGAACUGCUUAGUCCAGGAAAACGUGCUGCAGAAGGCCCUGGAGCCCUUGAUUCAGGCCCAGCAGGACACAUUGACCAGCCUCAAAUCACUCCAGCAACAGGUUCACCAGAUGCAAUACCGCCAACAGAAACAGGAAAAUUCUGUCACCUUCCUCUCUCAACACCAGAGCUGGAUCAUACUGGCAGUCAUCCUCACAUUCCAAACUCUGCUGCAGUGGCUCUUCAAGUAGGCCUUAAGCAUGGGUCAGUUUUUGUGUAAUAUGCCAAGCAGGUGGAUCAUCAAAUCAUCAUCGAUCAGCUCGUGUGUAAUAGACCUGGGUGGAUUGGUCAGUUUGUGUGUAAUAGACUUGAUUGGAUUGGUCACAUCCUGUGUGUAUAGAAGUACAGCUCACAGGAUUGGUGAAUUCAUGUGUAAUAGACCUCACUGGAUUGGUUAAUUCGUAUGUAAUAGACCUCACUGGAUUGGUUUAUUUACGUGUGAUAAGCUUUGCUGGAUUGGUCAGUUCAUGUAUGAUACAUUGUGUUAGAUUGCUCUAUUCAAGCGUGCAAUGCAACUUGCUGG